Schistosoma spindalis is the source of this 4838-nucleotide messenger RNA. The record is from the annotation of a GenBank genome assembly. NCBI's taxonomy places the organism in Eukaryota, Metazoa, Platyhelminthes, Trematoda, Strigeidida, Schistosomatidae.
AACAUUGAAAUGAAAAUAUUUCCAAUUUGAAUAUAGAUCUUACUUUCAAAAAAGAAUGAACUGAUAUAAGUCCGAGAGCUAUGAACAACUGUUCAGAUUCCUCAUUAAUAUAUAUUCCAUUCACAUAAGUUAUUAUUGGAAUUGUAGUUUCAAUAUCCAGAGAGUAGUAUUCAGAUUCAUCAACAUUAGUUUACAAUAUGGCAUAAUUCACAUUUGGUACCGUUGUCAUGUCAGUUACUAUGUUUAGUUCACAUACUUUAUUCUAGCUUCUGGACAGACCAAUUUAUCCAUUCUACUAGUCACGUUUUGACAUUAUUACUUAUUCACUUAUCUACCCUGACUGUUUUUAUAUGAGCGUGUGUGCGUAUGUGUGUACAUCUUAUCCUAUGUCAGUAACUUACUUUUAUCUGACUAUAAGUAUUGAUUUACGCUUGGCUAAAUGGAGUUGACUUACACGCCUUCUCCACUGCGCAUCCUUUCAUUUUGUUUCACUCUCCUCUAUUCGCUCCGUUCCUCUGAUUGUCUGUCCAAAUCAAUGAUUGUACAAAAUAUACGUAUUCAAAACUUCAUUCACGUAUUUAACUUAUUUAAUUCCGUUAUUUAUCAACGCAAGUUAAGUCGAUAGUAAUAUACGAGAAUAGCGAGAAUAUAUAUUUCGAUAACAAUCAUUCAAUAGCAAUCAACAUAUGAUCUAAAUGGAGUUAGAUCACGGGCCACUAAACCAUUUAUGGAUUAUAGUGCUUCGAAAACGUCAUCACUUUGAUUAUGAUCAUAAAUCGAUUGAUGUUAGAUUACCAUUCAAAACUUGGAAGCACUGGAAGACCAUUUGAUUCUAGUAUGAGACUCCUCAUCAGUGUACAUCCACGAUCUCUCUAGCGAGAUUCGAACUUAAGACCUUUGGUCACGUGCUCGAACACUUAACCUCUAGACUACUGAGUUGGCAUCCACAACCCAAUGCUGAUAAUUACCAUGUACCCACAAGAAACUAGCUUCUCAGAAUUCUAGUGAGAAACCAUGACCAGUGAAGUUAAUCCAUAUCAGAUAGAGGGAGGUGCCUACUUCAGUACAAUAGAAGAUAAUAGUGCAAUUUUGUGGAUUGAUUGAGGUAAGACAAUAAAAUCGUGAAAUGUAAACUUAGUGGUCUAGAAUUUAACCAUUCUCGCAUGCAAGACAGAAAGUCCUAGGUUUGAAUCCCGCGAGCAAGAUCGUGAAUACUCACUGCUGAGGAGUCUCAAAAAAGGACGAAACGGCCGUCCAGUGCUUACAAGUUUUUAAUAGUCGUCUAUCAUCAAUCGAUUCAUAAUCUCAAUCAAUAAAUUAAUAAUCUCCACAACCCCAUACUGAUAAUUACCAUAUACUCACUAAUGACCAGCUUCGUGAGGGAAUUCUUAGAAUCCUAGUGAGAGACCAUAACCAGUGAAGUUAAUCUAUAUGAGAUAGAGACAGGUACCUACAUCAGUACAAUGGAAGAUGUUAGAGCAAUUUCGAGAUUAAACAUUAACAUUAUCAACUCAAUGGUCUAAAGAUUCAACAUUCGUACACUAGACCGAAGAGUCUGGGUUCGAAUCCCGUGAACAGGAUUCUUAAAAGAACUUUUUGUAAAUCAUUAAAAUAUCAAUAAAACAACAACAACACAUAUAUAUAUAUAUACAAUAUACAAUUAAUCCAUGUGAUUUCAUAUUACAUAAUAAUGUAAAUCAAUUGUAAUUAAUAUUUCCGGUCUAAUUUCUAGAACAAUAACUAUUAUUGGUAAGGAUUUCUAUGUUAACAAAAGCAAUCACCAUAUUUAUAUAUUGGGGAUAGAAUAUACCUUGGAGACAUGAGAAAUAACUAAUUGUAUAUUAUAUAUAAAUGAUAUCAAUGUUUAAAAGGAAAUGAAUUAGACAAUGAUAAAUUGUUAUUUUGUGGUUCAUUAUAGUGAGUUUAGUUGUCCGUUUCCAACACCUCCCUCACCCCCCCCCCGGCAGAAAAAUUGGAAAAGUAUUUAUUGAACUGAAGGAAAUGGUAGCUAAAAUCUUAAUAAAACGAUAUAUUACAUUGUGGUUAUUAUGUUUACUGAAAUCUUUUAUUAAGUAGUUUCUGUAUAGAUUUGAUUUAAUCUGUAAAUGCUGUUUAUUAUAAAUUGAUUUCAAUUGAGAGGCCAUUUUAUUCCAGCAUAGGUCCUUAAAGAAGUACAUAGAAGUACAAUUCUACCUAAAUACUCAACAUAGAACAUUCUAUUUUUAUGAUGAAUAUUCAUUAUGGGUUUUUUGUGAUUAACCUUACUAUUGUAGUGAAUGAGAACAUAAAUGAGGGAACAAAAUUACAGAAUCUCUUAGUAAAAUUUGAGAACCAUUUAGUAAUGUCAUUCAAUUGUGUCAUACUUUAUUGUUCUUUGGUUUCCAUACUAAUCACUCUUUGUUAUUGUUCUCUUUUCUUUGAUCUUCUUAACCAUCUACCUUUAAGUAUUUCACUUUCGACUGAUGAUAUAUACUACUUAUAUCUGUCAAUAUCAGUAGCACAUCUCACCUUACUAAUUUAAUAUUCAGAAUCUUUUAACAUAAAAUAUGAAUAUGAAUAUAUGCGUGCAUUUAUGAAUCUGCAAAACUCUACCUGGAAACCAUCUGGGGUUAGUGCUGGUCUCAAGCCUGGAUGAAACAGAAGAGUUAGGCAUGGGGUUAGUAACUCCAUCCUUAGUGUAAGACUCCUCUUCAGUACAUAUUCAAGACUCAAUCAUUGGUCGAACCUAGGAUGUAUAUAUCACGUAAUGAUUUUCUAAAAUCUAAGCUAUAAAGCUGAAAUACAAUAGUAUGGGUUUAUAUUUCUUUGUUUAUUUAUUCAAACACACAAACAUUAGUACAAAAAAGGUAUCAAAUAGAUAUACUUCACAUAAAUCAUUCGAUUUAUGUGAGGAUGGAAUACUGUCCGGGUGCCAAAACCAAAGUAGGUGGUUUUCUUAAGAAGUCACACCCGAAGACUCUGACCUAAAGGUGUAAUCCACAAGGCAGGGGAGCAACGUAAGGAGAUAUAGUCACAGGGUAGUCGGUGACCAACAAUAAGUUCAUACACCAUUCAUCCCAUCAGGAUCAUCGAGUCGAUGUUCACCAUUGGUUUGGAAUGAAAGUUUCUCAACUCCUCUAGGUGGAUCCUCCAUGUCCACCAAUCCGGUGAAAGCGCCGGACAUCCGCUUAUUGUUCUCUCAAUGUCGUAAACAACAGUAAUGCCGCGAGAAUGCAGUGAGUAAGACUUCCCUGUCAGUUGUUGUAUGCACGUGGCCAUUUGAGAGCAUUUGUCAAGGGAGAUCUGAAUCUCCCUACUCUCGAUUAUACCAGGGCAUUUUCAGGCUUCUAAAAUUCAAUCCUUUAUCUAGUUGUACUGAUGAUGACUAUUUCACUUCUGACACAACUAUGCUCUACCAUUUAUGAACGCUCAUUAGAACCUGAGAAACUCGUCUUAAACUAAAACCCUACUGAAUACACGACUAUAGUUUUCUUCUCGAAAGAUGUUAACAGAAAUAGAUUUAAUUCAUGAAUGAUAUAUUACAAUGAUUUGACCUGUGUAUUGUGUGUGUGUGUAUGUGUGUAUUUAUUACUUUUGAAUUCCAUACUGAAACAAUGUAAAUAUUCAAUAUCCCAAUGAGACUACAAUUUAUGAAGGACUUUCGAGUGACGCUAGAAUAAUGAUCUUGAGAAUGUUCAUCUAUUUACUACGAUUAAAUGAGAGUUAUAAACCAAUGAGAUGAAUUCGGAUUAUGAUUUACAGUUAAUGGUUAACGGUGCCAAAACUCUAUUUGACGAAACUAUAAUUUAUGGAUGAACCAGUCAAGUAUACGAUAACAAGCCUUAGAUUUUCGUAUGAAAUUCACUCAUCCAUUUUGGCUAAAUAAAGCAAUGACAUUUAAGCUGAUGUCAGUUUGUGAUGAAAACCUUAAUCAUCAAAUAUAAAUCAUAAUCUAUAUACUUCAAACUGUUUUAUAAUAUUCAUUUGAUUCUAGUUAUUAACUGAACACUCUCAAAGUCACAUUAACGUCACUCAUAGGUUAUUCAUAUAUUAUUAUCUUAUUCAUUAUUUGAAUCAAUGAAUUUCGCGCCAAAAUUCCAAAUACGUUUCCUCAAAUCUGAUUGGUUCAUUUAGAAAUGAUUAUUUUACCGCUAUUUUUCCUUUUUGUUUACAUCAAUGAAAUGUAUAAUUUCACUGAUGUUUUCCUUCUUCUUAUUCUUCUCUUACUUGAUUAGAUUGUUUGAUUAAAUCCAAAAAAAAAACAAAAAAAACAAAAAAAAAUUAUGGGAAAUUUUGUUGGACCAAGAAAAAAAUUAUCAAGAGAAGAUUUAACUUUUCUUAAAGAGAAUACACAUUUUACUAAACGACAAAUUAAACAAUGGUAUAAUGGAUUUAUACGUGAUUGUCCAUCAGGUCAAUUAAGUAAAAAAAAAUUUAUUGAAGUUUAUUCAGGUUUUUUUCCAGAUGGUAAUGCUGAAAAAUUUUGUACUCAUGUAUUUCGUACAUUUGAUAAAGAUAAUUCUGGACGAAUUGAUUUUAAAGAAUUUUUAUUAGCUAUUAAUAUUACAUCAGGUGGUGAUCCAGAAGAGAAAUUAGAAUGGGCUUAUCAAAUGUAUGAUAUUGAUGGUAAUGGUACAAUAGAACGAACUGAAAUGAUUGAAAUUAUAAGAGCUAUUUAUUCAAUGCUUGGUACAGAUAAUACAGCUGUUGAUAUUAGUCCAGAAGCUAGAGCUGAAGAGAUAUUUGAAAAAAUGGAUGAAAAUGGUGAUGGUGUAUUAACACGUGAAGAAUUUAUGAAAGGAUGUAUGGAAGAUAGUCAACUUAAAGCUAUGCUAUUAGCUGAUGAUCCCAUUGAAUAA